UUCACACUUGUCAGUUAUUCUCAGAAGUUGUGCGAGCAGCACACGCGUGUGACGUUGGUGUGUGUACAGACUACAGUGUAGUGACAUUGUAAAAGUAUAUUCAAGUCGUAUCUAUAAUAAUACACAUAUAUUACUCAAAAUGGUUACAAAGAAUGUUAAAAAACCUAAAACUGAAAAACCAGAUAGACGCAAAGAUAAAAGCAACAAAAUAUGUAAAGGAAUGAUUGUGAAUAUAUUGAUAAGCAUAUACUUUACUCUCCGCUAUUAUUUGGAUAUGUUAAUCGACUACGCGUUUUCACUUUAUUGGGAUGAAUACCGUCAGCAAUUGCCAAAUUUAGAGAAAAAACAUGCAAUGCUUAUGGAAAGUGCAGUGAAAUUAGCUGAGAAAAUACGAAAAAAAGAACUAAAAUCUGAAGAUCUUGUUACUGCCUGCAUUGAGAGGAUUAAACAGGUGAAUCCAAUUCUAAAUGCGGUAACAGACCAGAGAUUUGAAGAAGCUCUGAAGGAAGCUCGAGAAAUUGAUAAGAAGAUUGAAGACGGACUUCCCGAUGAGGAAUUUAAGAACAAACCGUUUUUGGGGGUACCUUUCACUGCCAAGGAGUCCCACGCUGUUAACGGGAUGCUCCACACUCUCGGUAUUCGAGCUCGUCGUGAUGUCCGCGCCGAGUACGACGCGGAGUGUGUGAGGUUGCUUAGAGAGGCCGGGGCUUUGCCCCUCGCUGUCACCAACGUACCAGAAAUCAACAAAUGGCAGGAGACUCGCAAUAUGGUCUUCGGACAGACGAACAAUCCUUACGACACGGGCCGCACUGUCGGCGGCUCCAGUGGCGGCGAGGCAGCCCUACACGCGGCGCUCGCCUCGCCUAUAUCACUGUGUUCUGAUAUUGGCGGCUCGACUCGUAUGCCCGCCUUCUACUGCGGUCUCUACGGGUACAAUCCCACGGCCGGACACACCAGCCUUAAAGGAUCAGCUCUCCGGAGCGGUGAGGAUCCAACGAUCGCGUCCAUCGGCUUCGUCAGCAAACAUCCCGAGGACCUGGCACCUCUCACUAAGAUCGUCGCCGGCGAGAAAGCCGGAUUGCUAGAUUUGGAUAGGAAAGUCGACAUUAAGGAUAUCAAAUUCUAUUACGUCGAGGACGUGAAAGAUUUAAGGAUCAGUCCCGUGUGCAGCGAGCUUAAGAAGGCCAUGCAUAAAGUAACAUCGAAGCUGUCGAAGGCGAGCGAAGCACCGAAGCGGUAUAGUCACGCGGGGUUCAACCACUGCUUCGCGUUAUGGAAACACGCCAUGACACGAGAAACCGAAGACUUCGCUAAACUACUCACUGACAACCAUGGAAGGGCUUACGGAGUUAUAGAGUUGGGAAAAAAGUUAAUCGGUCAAUCUGACUUCACAUUGGCCGCUAUCCUCAAGCUGUUGGACGAGCAAGUGUUCCCGGCUGUGCCUCCCGCUUGGGCCGACCAGCUCACAGACAGCUUGAGGGAUGAUCUCAUUACGUUGCUCGGUGAUACAGGUGUUCUUAUAUUCCCUUCAGCGCCGAGCCCCUGUCGCCCUCACUACACCCUGUAUACUGGUCCAUUUAACUUUGCGCUAUGGGGUAUAUUCAACGCUCUUAAAUUCCCAGCUGUACAGGUGCCGGUGGGUCUGUCCGCCGGUCUGCCGCUCGGCGUCCAGCUGGUGGCGGCGCCUGGACGGGACGCGUUACUUCUAAAUGUUGCAGCAUACCUGGAGGAACACCUGGGAGGAUUCACACCACCUUGUGCUGUACCACUCAAUAAUGCUUAGCAGUCAAUAGGUGUCCGUCCAUUGUAAUAUGUAAAUUUAAGGUUAAAUGCUUACUCGUGUUGGAUAUAAUAUAUACAUUUAUAUUUGAGACUGUUAGACUGUAUUCAAUACAUAUAAUAUGUAUGUAAGGUGGUGGAGGUCAGCGUACGCCGAGCAAUAAAACUUCAUGUAAAAUGAGAAGAAA
This is a messenger RNA of Danaus plexippus (monarch butterfly), 1967 nucleotides long. RefSeq names its product fatty-acid amide hydrolase 2-like. Bases 140 to 1783 code for a protein of 547 amino acids. NCBI's taxonomy places the organism in Eukaryota, Metazoa, Arthropoda, Insecta, Lepidoptera, Nymphalidae. The transcript is spliced from 12 exons. The record is from RefSeq and is a predicted model, not a curated record.